GAAGGACAUUUUAGUUUCGGAAGUGUGACGUUUCAUCCCAAUAAAAUGAUCAAAGAUGUGAAAUUAUAGGGCAUUGUUGCUGAGUAAAAACGCAUAAUAUAACCUACAGUGGAUGGGCAAGCAGUACUCGUCUCCUAGAAUCAGAGAAUAGUGCCGUUAAAUGUGCUUGGGUUUGGAUACCUCUCUGUCUGCAAGUUUCUGCACCAUUACCACUGGGUUCAUCAAGAAUUAAAUGUAGUUAACAUCAGUUUCUUAGACUAGAAGUUGAUGUGCCCUGUUCAAUUUGAAUCUGUCCUGAUUUUCUUGUGCCAACCUGAUGGAAAAUUUUAAAGUGAAGCUGGAAAUCGCUGGUGAUAUAGCACCUUGUUUCAGACAGAUGUUUACCAGUUAUGGAGGAUAAGAAAUCUGACAUGCCGAACAGUUGUAUCCUGUUACAUCUGUGGAUGCUCUCUGGUGCCACAGAAAAGUGGUUGUUGUCUAGUGGUGAGAUCUGAAUAGUGAAACUUCAAAAGUUGCUGGUGGUCGGAGACAUGUACCCACAAUGCCCUCUGCCACAUCACAUCACGGCACUGUAUGUGGUCGCCGUUGCCAGUUGUGUGGCACUAUUCGGCCAUGGUGUUGCUCUCGUGGGUGCAGAUGUUCUGGUAUAUUCAGCGAAUUACCAUGAAGAACCUGAGAUGGAAUUGAAAGAUGCUGCCGCACAUUUUGGAGAAUCACUGCCUGUAGAAGGUUUGAAAGGUCUGGUUGUGUUGGCCAGCCCUGAUGAGAAGGCCUGUUCAGAUAUUAAACCACCACCAGAUAGUUUUCCCAACUACUUGGGAAAUUGGAUAGUGCUUAUACGUCGCUGUGGCUGUUCGUUUGAAGAUAAGGUGCGGGCAGCACAGAAUGCUAACUACAGUGCUGCCAUUGUUCAUAAUGUGAAUUCAAGUGAACUGGUACCUAUGUCAGCCAAGAAUCCAGAGGGUAUCUUCAUCCCAUCUGUGUUUGUGGGUGCAGAGGCAGGCAUGGUUCUGAAAGAAGACUACCAGUAUAAAGAUGGAUAUUUUGUUGUAAUUAAUGAUGAGGUGCCUUUCAACAUCAACACGCAUCUUUUGUUGCCAUUUGCUAUUGUAGUGGCAAUUUGUUUCCUUGUCAUGGUUGUCUUUAUGGUUGUGAAGUGCAUUAAAGACCAUCGCCGGCAACGCCGUCAUCGUCUCCCCAGUUCUUCUUUACGCAAGAUUCCAACAGCCAAAUUCUCAAAGGGUGACCCAUAUGAAACAUGUGCAAUCUGUCUUGAGGAUUAUCAGGAAGGAGAGAAGUUGCGUAUAUUGCCCUGUGCUCAUGCCUACCAUUCAAAGUGCAUAGACCCAUGGUUGACUCGAAACCGGCGAGUGUGCCCUGUCUGCAAGAGAAAGGUAUUUGCUGAAGGCGAGCGUGUGUCAGAAACGGAAAGUGAGAGUGAUGCAGAUGACACAACCCCACUGAUUCGACCCAGCUCAUAUGGAACUCAGGGAGGAACAUUUAUGCCUCAGAGGGAAAAUCCAUUCCAACGAGCAGCAAGACGACAGCAGAGAUCCAGUUCCUUAUCGUCAUCUUCCACAACAGGUGACAAUAGUGACAGCACCAGUAGCAAUACUACCACUGGCAGCAACACCCCAUCACCAUCACAUACGCAGGAGCAGCAUAGUGCCAUUCAUAUGAGAGAACAGGAUGAACAAGAAGGAGAUCAAGUAGAAGAAGAAACCCUAGCCUUUACAUUGGCGUCAGUGGGUGAACAUUCCAUUAACAGUGCUUCAGAAUCUCAAGAGGCUUUGGAUACUCAUGUGGAUGCUACGGCCAUGGUAGUCACUCCCGCUUCUGCUGCCAUUCCUUCUAGCAGGAAUACGUCUUCUGGUGACAGGAAGCCAGAUCUUGUUGUGUGAUAGGACUGGCUAAUGGUUAGCCAUUGGGAACCAAGGUGCUUAUAUAGCCAAAGAAAUUUGUAUAUAAGUGUGUGUCCCAGGUGAUUAUUUUGUUUUGGACAUGUAGGUUGGUUAGCCUAAUGGAAGAGAACAAGGAACAAUGUGUGUGGGGCAUCUCUCUCUCUCUUAGAAAUGUACAUACCUUGUAUUCUGCAGUGUUAUGAUGUGGUACUUUAGAAGUGCUUAGAAUUUUCCCUCUUUUUCAAAUAGGCCGUUGCAAGACAGUUUGUAAGGCAGUAUGCUGUAAUUACUAGAUUCUGCCAUUUAUAGUGUCCUGUCUGUGUUUUAGUUUUAUUUUGUUGAUAGUGGUAAUAUCCAUUUUAAAUAUUUGCUGUUAACUAUAUUUGUAGGCUUGUAACAAAAAUAUUUAUGCUGCAGGAAUAUUUCUGAGACCAGUGGAUGAAAGUGAAGUUGGAUAUCUGUUUAAGAGAGAACAAUUGCUAUUAUAUUUAUGUUGGUAGUAUAUCAUAUAGACAUGGCAUGAAUGUUUUAAGCUAUACUGAAACUCUUCAGGACUUUGGGAUUUUAUAGUCAUAACAGAACAGCAGGGACUUGUUCUUGCCAGUGUCACAAAUUUUAUAUGGUUUUAUGGUGAAUCAUGAUUUGCUUUAUUAACCCUUUUAAGACCGAAUUAAAUGGCAACACAUAAUUUUGAAGCUGGUGGAUUUUUUCCAGACCUUUUAUUCUUGAUUGCAUAAAUGUCAGGAGGGUGGGAAUAACAUCAUCCUAAGUGUUUGGUCUUGAGGUGUCAACUAAAAACUGCAUGAAAGAACAUAAAUCAUGCAGAGUGUAUAUAGUAAAAUAAAUACUCAGUUCAGAAUAUAGUAACAUUUUUUGUCAAUUUGUUUGAAACAAUAUUCUGUAGUCCAGUAAGAGGGCAGAAAUAGUGUAAAUACAUAUGUGUGGUUUGUGGUACAUUUUCAUAUGUAGGUUGCUGUUUUAUGGUACAGACUGUGUAUGCCAUCUCAUAAAAUAUCUGAAUUAUCAUGUGCUGAUACACAACAUACAGGUUAUGAUCAUCUUACUGUUAUACAGUCAUUGUGCUUGCAGCAUUCAUUCAGAGAACUUGGCAAGAAUAAUAUGCUAUUGGAAAGUUCCCAGACUAGGUCAGAAAAGAAAUGCUGGCUUAACUUGUUCAAUUUUGGCUGCCAUCUCCUUCAAAUAGUCUCUCUGGGAAUGUAUACAGCAAUCACAGUGGGGCUAAGUCAGGUGAGUGGGAAGGAAGGGGAAUUAUAACCAUGUUGUUACUCACAGACUCUGUGGUUUUCAGGGAUGUGUGGACGAGAGCGUUAUCAUGAUAAAGGAGCCAGUUGUGGUUACGCCAAAGUUCCGGUCUUUUUUGUUGCACAUUUUCUCUCUCAAGUGUCUCAAAACGUCACAGUAAAAGUCAGAGUUGACCAUAGUGUUAGGAGGAACAAUUUCAUGGUGAACAAUCCCUUU
This is a messenger RNA of Cryptotermes secundus, 3380 nucleotides long. RefSeq names its product E3 ubiquitin-protein ligase RNF13. Gene Ontology annotation, cellular component: nucleoplasm; cytoplasm. Bases 531 to 1901 code for a protein of 456 amino acids. The record is from RefSeq and is a predicted model, not a curated record. The transcript has 10 exons. Lineage: Eukaryota; Metazoa; Arthropoda; Insecta; Blattodea; Kalotermitidae.